Molecule: messenger RNA, 2589 nt
Organism: Zeugodacus cucurbitae (melon fly)
Lineage: Eukaryota; Metazoa; Arthropoda; Insecta; Diptera; Tephritidae
Gene: Cyp49a1
Product: probable cytochrome P450 49a1
Exons: 14
Coding region: 484-2151 (555 amino acids)
Molecular function (GO): oxidoreductase activity, acting on paired donors, with incorporation or reduction of molecular oxygen; iron ion binding; heme binding
Source: RefSeq, a predicted model, not a curated record
AAAAAAAAAUAAAUUUUAAAUUGAAAAAUCCGUUUUCGUGUUGCAAAUUGCUCGAAGUGUAAUUUAACAAAAAUUGUUACCGCAUACGUUGUUGUUACCACUGUUGUUAGUGUAUUUGUUGUAGCAUUGCAAAUCGCAAUCAAAGCUCACUUUGCAAUCAAACGAAUAAGGUCUUUGUACGCCCCUGUCGCCCGCCGUUGCCGUCGUCGGUGCACUCGAGUGUGAAAUCAUUUGCAACAGUUGUUGGUCUAAGUCUGCAAUUGGUUGUUGUUGGCUUUGUUUUUCUUUUGUGUGUUAAAUGCAAUUCUUUUGAUAUCAACAUUGUUGCACUUGAACGAUUGCUAUAAAAACAAAGAGACCACAAACAACAAAGAAGUAUAAGGAAAAACAAAAACAAAAGAGAAUAAGAAAAACACAAAAAGCAGAAAUAACUAAAUAAAAAACUGCAAAUUACAAGUGUCACGCCAACAAAGCAAAAAAAGCAUGUCACAUUUACAUAAAACAACAACGGCACUUGUGAAGCGCGCCUCUUUUUCGGCCGCUGCAACGGCAAUGCCGAACGCUGUAACCUUGCCCGAGGCGCUAACGCAUGAGCCACCAAGAAUAAAAACACCAAAAGCACCAGCGUCAGCAACAGCAGUGCAUGCGCCCGAGGAGUGUAGCACACAUGCGAAAGCACGCCCCUAUUCAGACGUACCAGGUCCCUGGGGCAUGCCAGUGCUGGGCAAUUCAUGGCGCUUUGCGCCGCUGGUUGGCCAAUAUCGCAUACAGGAUUUGGAUAAGGUCAUGAAGGAGCUGCACAUCAACUAUGGUAAAAUAGUCAAAGUUGGCGGGUUAAUAGGACAUCCGGAUCUGCUGUUUAUUUUCGAUGGUGAUGAAAUACGCAAUAUUUUCAAAAAAGAGGAGACCAUGCCGCACAGACCCUCAAUGCCAUCGCUCAAACAUUAUAAGGGAAAAUUGCGACGCGAUUUCUUUGGCGACAUCGCUGGACUCAUUGGUGUGCAUGGCAAAAACUGGGCGCUGUUCCGUCAAGAGGUACAACAAAUACUACUACAACCACAAACGGCUAAGCAAUAUGUGCCGUCAUUAAAUGAAAUUGCCGGUGAAUUUAUGCAAAGAGUACAUGAAAUGCGCAAUGAAAACGAUGAGCUGCCAGCGAAUUUUCUACACGAAUUACACAAAUGGGCGUUGGAAUCUGUGGGACGCGUGGCAUUGGAUACACGCCUCGGUUGCUUAACGCCAGAUGGCAGUGAGGAGUCACAACAAAUCAUAAACGCCAUAAAUACUUUCUUCUGGGCCGUGCCCGAACUGGAGCUGCGCAUGCCGUUGUGGCGUUUCUAUCCGACGAAGGCGUAUCGCAGCUUUGUCAAGGCGUUGGAUCAGUUUACCGAAAUUUGCUUGCGAAACAUCAGUCGCACAAUGGACCGCGCUGCUGCAGCGCCCGCAUUGCAGAAUGCCAUGCAAGCCGAUUCGAUUGUGGGACGCAUUGUGCGCAAGACGGGCAAUCGCAAAUUGGCAGCUGUGUUGGCGUUGGAUUUAUUUCUCGUUGGCGUGGAUACGACCUCCGUUGCCAUCUCGUCGACCAUUUAUCAAUUAGCGAAAAAUCCCGAUAAGCAACAAAAGCUUUUCGAAGAAUUGCAAAGUGUUUUCCCAACACGUGAAGCAGAAAUCGAUCAAAGCGCUUUGGAGCAAAUACCAUAUUUAAGAGCCUGCAUAAAAGAGACUUUGAGAAUGUAUCCAGUUGUCAUAGCGAAUGGCCGAAGUUUGCAAACAGACGCUGUAAUUGCUGGCUAUCACAUACCCAAAGGUACACAUGUCAUAUUCCCGCAUCUGGUGGUGUCCAAUGAUCCCGCUUACUUUCCAGAACCGAAACGAUUUGUACCCGAACGUUGGCUGAAGCAGAACGAAACGAGUGCAGUAUGCCCACAUGCCGGACGAAAAAUUCAUCCCUUUGUCAGUUUGCCGUUUGGCUAUGGCCGACGCAUGUGUGUGGGACGUCGGUUUGCCGAAAUUGAAUUGAAUAUGCUGUUGGCGAAGAUAUUUCGAAAAUACAAAGUGGAAUACAAUUCCGGCGAAUUAGUGUAUAAAGUGAAUUCAACCUACAUACCAGAGUCGCCACUUAAUUUCAAAUUGACGCUAAGGGACGAGUAACGCACGAGCUGUUUGCCAGCGGGGUGCGGGGUUGCCAGCUGUGCCAGUGGACAUCAGGUCCAACAGCGAUGGUUUAGAAUUUGCCAAAAUCAACAGCCAGCAGCGUUGCAGCGCUGCGUAGGUUGAGCUCCCACGCUCAUAAGUUUACACUUUCAAUAUUUGCGCUGUACCUUUUUGUUGCUGUUGCUGUUGUUAUUAUGGUCGUUCAAUAUUAUACUUUAGUCUCGCCAAUAUGGAUAUAAUACGUGCUUCUUUUAUAAUAUUAUAUUUGCUCAUGGCAAAUGAAAAUUAUGCCAAUAUGCAUUGUAAAUUAUGUACCUUAUGGUCGGUAUUAUAUUUAAUUUUAUAUACAUAUUUACAUGUAUUAUAUAUAAGUAUGUGCGGCGCGCAUAGAUUACGUUUUUUUACAAAUAUUUAAAAUUUAUGUAAAAUUUCAUA